This is a messenger RNA of Cryphonectria parasitica EP155, 1227 nucleotides long. RefSeq lists its product as uncharacterized. Gene Ontology annotation, cellular component: nucleus. Bases 1 to 1227 code for a protein of 408 amino acids. Gene Ontology annotation, molecular function: zinc ion binding; sequence-specific DNA binding; DNA-binding transcription factor activity, RNA polymerase II-specific. The transcript is spliced from 5 exons. Gene Ontology annotation, biological process: positive regulation of transcription by RNA polymerase II. Lineage: Eukaryota; Fungi; Ascomycota; Sordariomycetes; Diaporthales; Cryphonectriaceae. The record is from RefSeq and is a predicted model, not a curated record.
AUGAUCAGUCCUCGAAAGAAUGGGGGCCCCAUGUUUGUAUACCAGACAAUCGAUCCGGCCACCGCAAGGUUGGUGGUACACCAGGCCUGCACCAGCUGCCGAGCCAAAAAGGUCCGGUGCACACGCGAGAAAACCGGAUGUCGUCGAUGUCGAACCCUCUCGCGGCCCUGCGUAUACGACCCGCCAGGGCCCAAGGCCUCAGGACAUAAGAGAAAGCAGGGAAGCCAAGACUCGGGAACGGCUUCGAGCAAGACCAAAGAUAAAGCCCAGACGGGCGCUCCUGCACAAGAUCUACCUCCUUCCAACAGCGAGGGCACCAAUAUUAUCGCCACAGAGCCGUCCUUUCCAGACGUUCUGAGGACCGAGGGAGAACUUAGGAGCUGUUUCCAUGACUUGGGAGACCAGAUACCCAUGUCGUCAUCAAUGAGUCUUGCCCUGAAAUUCAAUAACGACGUGCUGGGCCGAGGGCCUGUGUCUGGUGCUGGUGAUGACAACGGAUCGGCCCCGCCGCUGGGAGGCCAGGAGGGUGGGCAUCAUAAGGAAGACAAGCUCCAGGCGUUAUUCGAACAGCCAGACCAAUCUGAGCCUCACCUCUUGUCAGAAACGGACCUUCUCUUCCUGGGAUCUGACCAUAGCGGGGCUUCCAAGGACGCCGCCUCAGCACCAGUCUCUGCCACCGGAACGCCUUCACCUCGGGCGUGCCAGUGUCUUCAGAACGUUGUACUCCUGAUCGAAGAGCUCGAGUCAGAGGGAAACACCGUAUCGACCCGCACCAUAGACACAUGGCUGGCAUCGCUGAAGGAGUCGCUCCGCUGCGUGGAGGCGAUGCUGCGGUGCGCCUCGUGCGGGGACAGACCUGAGAACAUGACCAUCUUGACCUUCCUGACCGACAGGAUUAUGUCGUCGUGUGAGCGCCACAUUGAUGCAUACUUGGAUAGUGCUGGGCCGGGCUCCCGAUCCACCGGGGGGAUACAGAACCGGCGGUCAUCGCACCACUCCUCAGCCGUUUAUUUUGGCGAGUACAUGGUGGAAUCGCCGUAUGAAACCGAGAUCAUAGUCAGGAACCUCAUCGUGUGGCAGUUGCGGACUUUCAACGCCAGAAUCAACGAUAUGAAGGAUGUAUCGGCUACGGUCAACAUGGACUCACUCUUUCGCAAAGUCACGUCGACAAAAAGGCGCAUCGCGACAUUGCAACUGCACCGUGCGCGCGUCACCACCCAGCACUAA